Messenger RNA from Brassica napus (rape), 676 nucleotides. Its product is annotated as 60S ribosomal protein L31-3. The record is from RefSeq and is a predicted model, not a curated record. Gene Ontology annotation, biological process: cytoplasmic translation. The transcript has 3 exons. Gene Ontology annotation, molecular function: structural constituent of ribosome. Bases 171 to 530 code for a protein of 119 amino acids. Gene Ontology annotation, cellular component: ribosome; cytosolic large ribosomal subunit. Lineage: Eukaryota; Viridiplantae; Streptophyta; Magnoliopsida; Brassicales; Brassicaceae.
CAGUUCAGAAAUUCAUAAUUGGGCUAUAAAAGGGAGAGAUUAAAAAGCCCAUUAAAUCGACUAGGGUAACUCACUGAGCGCCGCAUAUAAGCCAACGACUCCUCCGCCCCCACCGUCUCUCUAUCUCGGCGUUCUUGCAGAAGCGAAGGAACAGAGAAAGAGACAUAAAAAUGUCGGAAAAGAAGGGAAGGAAAGAGGAGGUGGUGACCAGAGAGUACACCAUCAAUCUUCACAGACGCCUUCAUAGCUGUACCUUCAAGAAGAAGGCUCCAAAGGCAAUCAAGGAGAUAAGGAAGUUUGCGGAGAAGGCAAUGGGGACAAAGGAUGUGAGAGUGGAUGUGAAGCUGAACAAGCAGAUUUGGAGCAGAGGUAUCAGAGGUCCUCCUAGAAGGAUCAGAGUCCGAGUUGCUCGUAAGAGAAACGAUGACGAAGAUGCCAAGGAAGAGUUCUUCUCCCUUGUCACUGUUGCUGAAAUCUCUGCAGAAGGUCUCUCCGGUCUUGGCACUAAAGUCAUUGAUGAAGAGGAUUGAACAAUCUUGUAACGUCUUUAUCAUAUUUUUCAACUUUGUAGCGACUUUGGAAGCACUGAUCCAGUUAUUGGAGAGAACAUUUAUAUCUUCUUGUUGAAAUCUUCAUCCAUGAAAAUACUUAAAAGAGAAUCUCAUUCUUGAGUCAA